Syzygium oleosum is the source of this 832-nucleotide messenger RNA. Its product is annotated as uclacyanin-3-like. Gene Ontology annotation, cellular component: plasma membrane. The record is from RefSeq and is a predicted model, not a curated record. Lineage: Eukaryota; Viridiplantae; Streptophyta; Magnoliopsida; Myrtales; Myrtaceae. The transcript has 2 exons. The coding region runs from base 7 to 714 and encodes 235 amino acids. Gene Ontology annotation, molecular function: electron transfer activity.
UAUAAAAUGCACAACAUGCCUACGAGACCUUUUGCCUCUCUCUCUCUCUCGCUCCUCCCUCUCUCUCUCUCUCUCUCUCUCUCUCUCUCUCUCUCUCUCUCUCUCUCUCUCUCUCUCAUUGCUCAUCUCUCAUCUCUCUUGAGUUUUAGAGACGACGUGGCAAUGGCUUCUCUCAUGCCGGCACUGCUCGUUCUGCUGCUGGCGAUUCCGGCGAAGGUGCAUGGAGCGACCCACACCGUGGGGGAUUCCACUGGGUGGACCCAGGGUUAUGACUACUCGACUUGGGCUGCUGGCCAGACUUUCAAUGUCGGGGACACUCUUGUGUUUUCGUAUACCUCGCUCCACUCGGUUGACCAAGUGAGCAAAGACGACUACGACAACUGCAACUCCGGCAACGCCCUCCAAUCCUACUCCGGUGGGUCCAACUCCAUCACCCUCAGCUCGGCCGGCGCGAUGUACUUCAUCUGCCCCACGGCUGGCCACUGCAGCGGCGGCAUGAAGCUGGCAGUCACCAUCGCCUCGUCGAGCACCACCCCCGGCUCCCCGCCAUCACCGCCCUCCACGAGCUCACCCGGGUCUCCGCCCUCCACCCCCACAGGAACAACCACUACACCAUCACCUAAAGCCAACGGAGCCGCCAGUGUUUUCGGCGUGAGCAAUGUGAUGCUCGUACUCUCAUCCGUGGUAGCGACCGUGAUUGCACUAGCGUGCUAGGGAAGAGCCAGUGCAAUUUGCUGUGGAAUUUAGUUCUCUUUUGUUGGUUGUUGUAUGUAACAUUUGGCGUGUGGAAAGACAUGGUCUCUCGGAUUCAAUUUGAUUAUCUAUUGAGGUA